GGUGCGGUCACGUGGGGCCGCGGUCACGUGAGGGCGCGGCGGCAGCGACUCGCCGGCGGGGCUGCCCCAUGGCGUCGGGGCCGGAGCUGCUUCGCGCCGAUGACACCAGCGAUGGGGGGGCCCCGUCCUGCCCCACCGCACCCCACAGCGACGGCUCCUGCCCCACAGCGCCCCAUAGCGAUGGCUCCUGCCCCACAGCGCCCCAUAGCGAUGGCUCCUGCCCCAUAGCGCCCCCCGGUGCCCGCCUGAGCAUCGCCAUCCUCUGUUACAUCAACCUCCUCAACUACAUGGAUCGCUUCACUGUGGCUGGCGUCCUCCCCGACGUUGAGGAUUUCUUCAGCAUCAGCGACAGCAGCUCCGGGCUCCUGCAGACAGUGUUCAUCGGCAGUUACAUGGUGCUGGCGCCCCUCUGUGGCUAUUGGGGGGAUCGCAGGAGCCGGAAGCGGCUCCUCAGCCUCGGCCUCGCCCUAUGGGCGGCUGCGACCAUGGCCGGGAGCUUCGUCCCCCCCCAGGUGAGGCGCUGUGGGGCGCUUGUGUCCCCCCCCCCCACCAAGCGCAUGGAUGGAGGCUCAUGGCAAGGGGGUGGAGCCAAGGAGCGAAGGGGAGGAGCCAAACAGCCAAUGGACGCCAUGAUUGGAUGGGCGGAGGCCGAGGAACCGCUGCGAUUGGUCGGCUCCGUGAACCAUUGUCUCUUCAUUGAGUCUCAUGAAUGGAGAAGGACAUGGAGGAGAUGA
Molecule: messenger RNA, 734 nt
Organism: Strigops habroptila (Kakapo)
Lineage: Eukaryota; Metazoa; Chordata; Aves; Psittaciformes; Psittacidae
Product: protein spinster homolog 1-like
Exons: 5
Coding region: 69-734 (221 amino acids)
Biological process (GO): transmembrane transport
Cellular component (GO): membrane
Molecular function (GO): transmembrane transporter activity
Source: RefSeq, a predicted model, not a curated record